This is a messenger RNA of Puccinia graminis f. sp. tritici CRL 75-36-700-3, 1269 nucleotides long. RefSeq lists its product as uncharacterized. The transcript is spliced from 4 exons. The record is from RefSeq and is a predicted model, not a curated record. NCBI's taxonomy places the organism in Eukaryota, Fungi, Basidiomycota, Pucciniomycetes, Pucciniales, Pucciniaceae. The coding region runs from base 397 to 1269 and encodes 290 amino acids.
UGAACUCUCAAUAGCCCAUAGCCAUCUUUUUCGUCGAUAAAAAAAAUAACUGCACAGCGAGCCCCAUUGAUAAUUUUCACCAUACUUAAACCCUUCCACAAGAUCUUCUAUAUCCUCACGGCACUCUUCCACGAUCCUAUCUCCUCGACUUGACUCCUUCUAUACUAGUUACCCGUCACCGUUACCUAGUCUGUUAUAUAUCCUCUCAUCCCUCAAUACCCUGCUGCGAGCUAUAAUCGAGAUUAGGAUUACCCCUCUUGUUACUGCGAAGCUAGUUCCACGGCUACAGCACCACGGCGAUAUCCGUAAUUAGCAUAAGCCUGAUACUUGUGCUGCAAAUACUGCCGGCCGUCGAUCGACUCAAGACGCUCCACCCCAAAGAAAAGAUCGGAAAGCAUGAGUGGACUCGAAGAUAUGGAUGGACGCGAGGCACUAGCAGCCGAUCAGAUUCUGCAUCAAGCAGCAUUUGCCGCAAAUACCUUCGAACGCUUCGGCCAGCUGGAUUUCGCUUCAAGAUGCGAUUUAGUUGCAGAUCUUUCUAUCGACCGACUGCGCUCAAAGAAGUUUCUCUUAAUCAAACUACGCUCUGGCCUGCUACCUCAGCUACGGCAACAUAUUAUCAGUCUUAAACAAGCUCUGUGGCAUCCAAAUUCGGUGCUGAGCAACCCGACUUGCAUCCUUAAGUUCGUGAUAGAGACCCAACCGAAACUCGAGAUGACUCUGGAUCGAAUACUUUGGAUCAUCAGUGAUAUCAUUCGCGGGCGCAUAGAGACAACAAACCAAACAAACGAUCAGCACUUUAAAGAGUUCAAACCCUAUGUACUUCGCGGCUUGGAGUCCUCAAUCAGAAACGGAUUGAGAAGCGCCCUCAAUUUCUUUUUUGAUGUUUGCCGUCAGCUCGCGAGACAAGUCGUUUUCCCUGGCAUCAAGCAAACUUACACAGAAACUUCUGUUGACGAGCUCCUGGAGUCGAUCGAGUGCGUCGUCAGAUGGUCAAAGGGAUCCGAAUUGCAUUACAUUUAUGACCAAUGGAAACUCGGAGUGCAAUCCUUUGAUUACACAUUGCGUACCCUAUUGCUUGGUGCCAACCCCAAAAACGGAUUUUACAGCGAACCCGCCUGCAAGGCGGCUCAAAAAUUCAUACCAUUAAUCAAAUUAUCCAAGUUGUUUUUCAAAAAGCUAACGACCGAUGGAGUGGCCAAAAAGGAUUUACCAUUCUGUACAGAGAUGUCUUCUCAACAACUCAGCUCCUUGGAAAGAUUGAGUUAG